Molecule: messenger RNA, 501 nt
Organism: Gastrolobium bilobum
Lineage: Eukaryota; Viridiplantae; Streptophyta; Magnoliopsida; Fabales; Fabaceae
Product: non-specific lipid transfer protein GPI-anchored 9-like
Exons: 3
Coding region: 1-501 (166 amino acids)
Source: RefSeq, a predicted model, not a curated record
AUGGCUUCCAAUGCCCUUCUCUCAUUCUUCCUCAUAUUAUCUUCAUUCAUUCACAUUGGUUUCUCUGAUCUAGACCAGAUUCUUCCUGGCCUUGCACAAGUUCCAGUUCUCAAAGAUGCACAAUGCAUGAAGAAGCUUCUUCCAUGCCAACAAUUCUUGAAGUCUCCAAAUAACCCUACUCCUGCUUGUUGUGUUCCCUUGAGUGAGAUGCAAAUAAAUGAAACAGAUUGUCUAUGCACUUUCUUUAACAACCCUCAGCUCCUUACAUCCAUCAAUGUUUCCAAGGAUGAUGUCUUGAAGCUUCCCAAUGCUUGUGGUGUAGAUGUUGAUGUUUCUAAGUGCAGCACAGCUGCAAGCCCAUCAUCAUUAGAAGGUCUCAUACUUCCUGCAGAGGAUACAUCAGAAGAUGCAACAAGUUCAACAAAAAUGAUAACUCCAUAUGGAAUACAUGGCUUUGUUGCUUUGUUGAUUGCUCUAGCAUUCUCCGCAUACUGGGCUUAG